AUGCGGGUGAAGAAACCCUACCUCAAAGACCGGCUUCCGAAUCGACUCUGUCACCUGUGCAAUCGGGCUUUCUGCGUCGAGCAUAAAGGCGAGAAGGAAGGUGUCUGCGAAAUCAACCAUGAAACGUACUACAGGAAUCACAGGGGCAUUCAGCAUAGCAUAUACCGGACGUACGAGGAGUGGAAGAGGGACUGUGAGAAGAUGAGGCUUGAAGAGAUGUCGUCGGGUGAUGAAGGAAGAGGUGGUGGCCGUGCCGAAAAAGAAGUUGGCGGGAAGGUGGUUGGGGAAGAUAGUGCUGACGUAGCUUCCUCACAGGUUGGAGGAGGAGGAGGAGGAGGAGUAGCUUUAAAGUCAAGCGCAUAA
Messenger RNA from Drepanopeziza brunnea f. sp. 'multigermtubi' MB_m1, 363 nucleotides. RefSeq lists its product as uncharacterized. Lineage: Eukaryota; Fungi; Ascomycota; Leotiomycetes; Helotiales; Drepanopezizaceae. The record is from RefSeq and is a predicted model, not a curated record.